Messenger RNA from Rangifer tarandus platyrhynchus (Svalbard reindeer), 351 nucleotides. The record is from the annotation of a GenBank genome assembly. Lineage: Eukaryota; Metazoa; Chordata; Mammalia; Artiodactyla; Cervidae.
AUGGACGAUCAAUCCAGGAUGCUGCAGACUCUGGCCGGGGUGAACCUGGCCGGCCACUCGGUGCAGGGGGGCAUGGCCCUGCCGCCUCCCCCUCACGGCCACGAAGGGGCGGACGGCGACGGCAGGAAGCAGGACAUCGGCGACAUCCUCCACCAGAUCAUGACCAUCACCGACCAGAGCUUGGACGAGGCGCAAGCAAAGAAACAUGCCCUGAACUGUCACAGAAUGAAACCCGCGCUCUUCAGUGUCCUAUGUGAGAUCAAAGAGAAAACAGGUAAGACGCUGCGCCCCGCGGUGGGCCUGGAGACCCCCGAGGUGGGGUCCGAGCUACUCCUUCGACUCUCCAGUUGA